GCCCGUGAGCGGAGACGAGGCUCGUUUAAUAUUCAGUGCACAAGGCGAAGGAGGGAGAAGGGAGGGAGGGCAUAGAGUGAAAUAGAGAGAAAAAAACGAGGCUGUGAAGACAGGCGAAAACACAGAAAGAGAGGAGGAAGAGUGGAGCGGAGCGGAGAGACACAUCUUCUGUCCCUCUCGGUCUACCCUCUGGCAUCCGUCUGUCCCAGGCAGUUUCAGAGCUUCUGUAGAACAUUCCAGAAAUACAGCCAUGGACCACAAUGAACAGUAAAACUUGGAUGGAAAAACAGAGAGAGAAACCUAGUGGAAAUAAACCAUACAUCUCAAAUCCAACCCUGCUCUGAUGCUGCUUUAAGGACUGAGCCUGCAAACUCUUUCCUCUUCCCUGACUGAUGAUUUAACUGAGAGUAAUAGCCCACAAAAUCUAGGCUAUGCUUUCUGAACAACAGCCCUAAAUAUAGUCUCGCUGUUUACCCAUUGAGCAAAUUCUUAACAUUUAUGUGAAUUGAAUUGGUUUCAACCUUCUUCACCAUGACAAGGACUCAGGGAUGCCAUUGUCAUCCUUUAUAACAAGAGCCUGUGUUAUUAUUUGAAAGAGUCAUUGUGGCACACUUUCCAAUGGGUUUAGUAGCCAUUAAAGCUUUCAUUUAACUCUCAGCUCCUUGUCGAAACGUUGUCCUUCACAAUCCAAAACGAGACCCUGUGACCCUGUGACCCUGUGGAAGCGGCAGAAAGUGGACAGACACACCCUCUCCGCUCAGACGCCGUCCAGUUGGUGCGGGCGGUGAGAGCUGAGGCGCGAUUGGUUGAGUGCAGGGUGGGUGUGCGAUGCGGAUUGGAGGAUGUCGGGGGACUUUGAAGACGACUUUUGUAAGAAGGCGUUGGUGCUGGUGGAGGAACUGUGCUUCCGGUCUGGAGGCCUGAGCCAGAGUGCCAGCUGUCAAGAGUUCAGCUACAUGAUGAGAGGACCGAACAGACAGCUGAACACAGAGAUCUCAGUGAGUCUGCUCUCCGUCAUUGUAACGUUCUGUGGCAUCGUGCUGCUCUCUGUCUCUCUCUUCGUCUCCUGGAAGCUCUGCUGGUUGCCAUGGAGAGAUAAGGAAGGCGGGGGUCUGAACUUGAUGUCGGGGCUCCUGCCCGGCGGGGCCGGUCUGGGUGGGGUCGGAGGUGGAGGGGGUGCCUCUCUCCUUCCUCCGUUGUUGCAGAGGAAAGAUACUCAAUCCUCUUCCUCGCUGUAUCCCACGCUCUCGCAGCAUGGCCAGCAUCACCCCCAUUUCUCUGACCUGAUGGGGGUGGAGGGUGGAGGGGGGCUGGUCGUGGGGGGUGUGGUUGGGGGUCCACAGGAGAUGCAGGAGCAAUCUUACCUAGACAUGGACUCUUAUCCUAACAAUGCUGCAAACCUUAAGUUGAGCCAGACAUCUCCCGAGUUGCCCCCAGCUACAGAAGGAGGCUCAGCUGUGAAAGACCUGCCCAAUGCCCACACCCAGCAGCAGGUCACCACCAGGCCUAAGCCCAUGACUCACCAGCUUUCCAGCCCUGAUUUCCAUGGUGAGGAGAAGAGUGAGCAGCUGACCAGCAUCGGGCAGAUCAAACCAGAACUUUACCGGCUGCGCCAGGGAGACCAGGGGGAUGGCAAACAAGGCGACACCUGCGGCAAAAUCAGCUUCCUCCUGCGCUACGCCUUCAACACGGAGCAGCUGGUGGUUAAGAUACUGAAAGCCCUGGACCUCCCGGCAAAGGAUGCCAAUGGUUUCUCCGAUCCUUAUGUCAAGAUCUACUUACUGCCUGAUAGGAAGAAGAAAUUUCAGACCAAGGUGCACAGAAAAACUCUCAACCCAGUUUUUAAUGAGACGUUCCAGUUCGGCGUGCCGCUGGCCGAGCUGCACUCGCGCAAGCUCCACUUCUCCGUCUACGACUUCGACCGCUUCUCCAGACAUGACCUCAUAGGUCAAGUGGUGGUGGAAAACCUGCUGGACUUCAGCGAGGGCACCGGCGAGAAGCCAAUCUGGAGAGACAUCGUAGAAGGAACCGCGGAGAAAGCUGACCUGGGCGAGCUGAACUUCUCACUGUGUUACCUGCCAACAGCUGGCCGACUGACCGUCACCAUCAUAAAGGCCACCAAUCUGAAAGCCAUGGACCUCACGGGCUUCUCAGAUCCGUACGUAAAGGCAUCUCUGGUUUGUGAAGGUCGAAGGCUGAAAAAGAGGAAGACGUCCAUAAAGAAGAAUACUCUCAAUCCCACGUAUAAUGAGGCGCUGGUCUUUGAUAUCCCCAACGAGAACAUCGACAACGUGUCGCUCAUCAUCGCCGUCAUGGACUACGACUGUAUCGGUCAUAAUGAGGUGAUAGGGAUGUGCCGUGUGGGCAGUGAUGCUGAUGGACCGGGAAGAGAGCACUGGACAGCCAUGCUGGCGAAUCCCCGCAAGCCUAUUGAACACUGGCACCAGCUGGUGGAGGAGAAAUCUAUAAACACAUACGUGUCAAAGAGUGCCGCAGCCUCCCCUAAACCACACAUAGUGGUGGACAGCCCUCACUCUGAGUAGAGAUGUCAGCAUUAUCUUUUUAGCAACAGAAAUACAUUCUUUCUUUUCACCUGUGAAUAAUUAUUCAUCAAGAAAGAACCAGAGAAGAGACUGUGCUUGUGGUAGUGCUAUUCCUCUAAGUCAACCCUGCAGACCCAACACAAUAUAAUAGAGAGAAAUAACUAGACUAGACCGGUCACAAAUCACACACUUACAUACAGAGAUACAUCUCCACACACACACACACACACACACACACACAAACACACACACACAUGAAAUCAUAACAAAACAACUGGCAUGGAUGGUUUUUCUUCAGGAAUGAUGUUGAAGUCUAAAUAUGUCAUGAUUUAUUCAGGGGACAUAUGACAAACAUUCCCAAAUAGAUAAUCUUUAUUUAGUUAUUUGAAACUGAGCCUACACAAAAAGAGAGAUUUUAAUUAUUUAAAAAAAUAAUAAUAAUAAUAAUCAGGAGAGACCUGAUAGAUUAUGGACCACGAAUGUUUCUGUGUAUGUGUGAGCGCAUGUGUGUACGUGAGUUUGUACGGGUGUCUGUGUGUAGCUAUAGAAAAUCUCUACAAGGUGUUUUCAGUCUGACAAGUAGCUGCAAGUUCUUGGAGUGGUCUUUUCUGCCAAUGCAGAAUCCUUGCAACUGUUUCCCGUUUCUCUGGAGAGGAGGACUACUUUAUGACCGUUCCCGUCUGGCGAAGGAGAAAUAAGGAUGGAUACAUUGGCCAAAUCGUGUCGUGCAGUAUAGAAAUGUGUCCCUCUGCCUUUUACAUUUUUAUCACCUUCUGUUUGGAGUUCAAUGAGAUCAGCAGUUUCCUUUUUUCCUUCAUUUACUAGAGUCCAGCCAUUCUUCCUGUUCUACCAGAUACUGAAUGAAACGAUUGGAGAGUGUGUUUCCGUGACAUGGACCGUGACACUGGCAGACUGAAUCCCACUGAGAUCUCUUCCAAAGGGAGCGAUCAUUGAUUUCAAAUAUUGCCAAAGGACCCUAAAUGGGACGGACUUUGGAUUUGUGUGCACUUCCUGGAAACAUAUCCUACGGGGAAAAAGAUCUGGCCAUAGUAUUUUAUUUUUAUACCACGCCAGGAUUUUUUUUUCUCUUAGACAUUUUUAAUUUUAAAGGAGGAAGUGUGUGCUCUCCAUCAUCAUUCUGCCAAGAGGACCACUUUGGAAAGACGCACGCAUUCAUCCUCUUUUUUCCUCCCAUGUAUCCUAUGUGUUUUUUGUGUCGAUACGCGUUUGCUCGUCGGUUUGUGUGUGCGCGUGUAUGUCUGUGUCAGUAUAUGUCACCGUGACCCCGUGUAUGUCUCCACUUCCCAUCCUUUGUCCCGCGCAGAGAAAAUCUCGUUUUGAACAAUCAGUCGUCUCCUGUCCUGUGUCUUAGAGGAACUAUUUCUUGUGUAGGACCUGUUGCACUUGGUAGGGACAGGGUCUAUUUGUCAGACGCGCGUUUCGGUGGUUCUCCGUUGAAUGUGGUAGUGACCUGUCCCUGUUGUGUCCCUAGCCUGAUCUGUGUUCUCGUGUUGGGUGUGCUUCUCUUUUUUUUGUUAAUGUGCUCUGUGUGUACGAGGGGACAAACCUGGUGGCCACAGCUGUCGAGGAAUAAAAUGUUGGAAGUUUUUCAUUGUCUUUAAACAAAAAAAAAGAAAAGGAGUCAAAAAAGAACAACUGGUUCUUCAUCUCUUUUGGCUAAUGUGACUAUCUUUCCUGUCUGAGCAUUCCUUGCAAACAGAGACAAAGAGGGGGACACGUCUUUUAUUGUUUUAGGACUACAAGAUUACUUUUACAUUACAAACUGACUUCUGAGGCUUUUCUUUUUGAACACAUUCAGUAAAGUCACUGCUUCUCUAGUCAGAAGCAGUAUAGUGGCCAAAGCACUAAAUUCACAUACCCUUGAUAUCCAGGCUCACUGCCUCUAUUAAAAGGAUAAUUCACCCAGAAAUGAAAAAUCUGUCCUUGUGCCGUUCCAAACCUGUAUGGCUUUCUUCUGUGGAACACAAAAUCAAUUUUUUCUUCACAAGAUCCUUAUACAUUGAAAUCCAAUGGGGUCCAAUAUUGUUUUUGGACACCACUGGCUUCAAAAUAUCCUCUUUCGCAGAAGAAAGAAAGUCAUGCAGGUUUGAAAUGAUGGUGCAUAAAUGAUAGCAGCAUAUUUAAUUUAAGAUGAACUAUCUCUUUAAUAUCGCAGUACAAGCACUGCCAAUGCGACCACACUCGUACCUCACUGGAGGAAUACUGCAUUACCAAUCACUAACACUCGUGUUAUUGAAAUGUACAUCGGUAUAAUUAUUUCCCCCUGAGCUCAUAUUUUAUCUGUUUCCAUUAUUAAUCACAUGCCAGGCCUUGGACUCUCUCUCUCUCUCUCUCACACACACACACACACACUCUCGCAGGUGUGUGCUUGGUCCUUAGUCCGUUAUCGUAUAUCAGCUCUUGUUGUUUUCUAAGAGGCCAUUGAUUCCGUCAUCCACGUGUAUGUGGUAUCGACCCGCAGUCUUCAGCGCCUGUCUCCAGGCCCAUCUCUUCUGCUGCCUUAGAUCUUACACUGUGGAGGCAAGAUCCCUAUAGAGUGACCUCUGACCCCGUCAUCAGCUCCCACACAAUACAAGCUUUCUCUUCAGUUCACCCCAGGCCAUAAUUUUCUCUCAGUUUGUCUCCCCUCUUUCCUCUGUCUCUCUGUGUCAGUGCAAUUCUGAAUGAUCCUGAGGAAAUGUGUUUGCAUGCUUAUAUUAACAUGGAUGAUGUCAACUUGAUGCAAUGAUAAUUUAAUAAGUGAUGCUCAACACACACACAAAAAAAAAAAAACUAUGGUGAACGAUGAACUUGAUACUAACACUACUAAUGACAAACAUGUUGACCUAGCAACCUGUUGGAGAUCAUCAAAACACUGAUGAUUAAUGUUGUUAAUAUUGUAUAUCCUCUUUGAGAUGGUAUUACAGUUGCUGGAUAUAUUUUUCUUUUUUUGAUUUUUUGGUUUUCUUUGAAAAGGUUUACUUUUUUAUAUGUUGAGAAUAAGCUGAGACUUAGAGCAAGAUAAAAUGAAAUGCAGUCAGGAUGAGAACAUUUCAGCUGAAAAAAAAAAUACUAAAACAAAAAUCUAAAUUAAAAAGAAAAAAAAAAAAGACCAAAAAAAACUUUUAGGAGGAUGAUUAUGUGAUUGAUAAAAAGGAUGAUUUAAAGGCUGGAGCGAUGAUUGCUGAAAUAAAAUCUGUAUGAAAAAUCA
Carassius gibelio (silver crucian carp) is the source of this 5754-nucleotide messenger RNA. RefSeq names its product synaptotagmin-C. The coding region runs from base 843 to 2543 and encodes 566 amino acids. NCBI's taxonomy places the organism in Eukaryota, Metazoa, Chordata, Actinopteri, Cypriniformes, Cyprinidae. Gene Ontology annotation, biological process: cellular response to calcium ion; calcium-ion regulated exocytosis; regulation of dopamine secretion. Gene Ontology annotation, cellular component: membrane. Gene Ontology annotation, molecular function: SNARE binding; clathrin binding; calcium-dependent phospholipid binding. The transcript is spliced from 13 exons. The record is from RefSeq and is a predicted model, not a curated record.